Molecule: messenger RNA, 249 nt
Organism: Laccaria bicolor S238N-H82
Lineage: Eukaryota; Fungi; Basidiomycota; Agaricomycetes; Agaricales; Hydnangiaceae
Exons: 2
Coding region: 1-249 (82 amino acids)
Source: RefSeq, a predicted model, not a curated record
AUGUUCGGUGAAGUCGUGACAGGCUCCGAGUCAGAAAUUUUGUUCGCAAGUUCAGUUCAGUCCGGUUUUUUGCCCCCAAAACGCGCAACCGCGGACCGCAACCGGUCUAGGACUGACCCAGAUAUUGAGGGAACCGAACCGAACCACCUAGGACCGGUCUAUUUCGGUCUAUGGAGCCGGUUCAGACCGAUCCAGACCGGUUUUUUUGCGUAUAAUUUAUUAUACCAAUAUAAACCAUUUGUAUCUUGA